This is a messenger RNA of Petromyzon marinus (sea lamprey), 2124 nucleotides long. RefSeq names its product prolyl 4-hydroxylase subunit alpha-1-like. NCBI's taxonomy places the organism in Eukaryota, Metazoa, Chordata, Hyperoartia, Petromyzontiformes, Petromyzontidae. Gene Ontology annotation, molecular function: L-ascorbic acid binding; iron ion binding; procollagen-proline 4-dioxygenase activity. The record is from RefSeq and is a predicted model, not a curated record. Gene Ontology annotation, cellular component: endoplasmic reticulum. Gene Ontology annotation, biological process: peptidyl-proline hydroxylation to 4-hydroxy-L-proline.
GCAGGCAGCAAGAAGCAAGAAGCAGGCAGCAAGCAGCAGGCAGCAGCAGCAGGCAGCAGCAGCAGCAUCAAGAAGCAGGCAGCAGCAGCAGCAUCAAGAAGCAGGCAGCAGCAGCAGGCGUUGGUUCCGUGUGAACGCUUCUGAAGACGGCGCAGGCGAUCGGGGACUUCAAUUCGGAGUUGGCCAUCAUGCUGCGGCUGUUGCUGCUUGUGCUGGUGGUUCGGCCUGCACUGACGGAGGUGUUCACAUCAAUAGGACACAUGAGCGAGCUGCUCGACACCGAAGCGGAUCUUCUGCUCUCUCUCGACUCGUACAUCGCCGUGCAACAGAGACGUCUGCACAGCCUGAGAGCGUGGGCGGAGUCUAUACAGGAAGUCCGCCGCUCCGCGACCCUCGACCCGGAAGGGUUCCUGGGCAAUCCGGUCAACGCCUACCGGCUACUCAAGAGGCUGGGGCAGCAGUGGCGGGCGCUGGACGACUCGGCCAUCAUGAACCCGGCCACCGAGUUCCUAGCGAACGUAUCUGCCCAGCGUCUGCGGCUGCCCACCGAGGAGGACGUCACCGGGGCAGCCAAGGCCCUGAUGCGUCUACAGGACACCUACAGACUGAGGACACGCGACAUCGCAGAUGGGAACCUACCAGGCGCUAAGUUCCACGACGCGCUGUCUGCUCGCGACUGCUACGACCUGGGCCGCGUCGCCUACACGGAGGGCGACUACCGGCACACGCAGCUGUGGAUGCGGCAGGCUCUGCGCAUGGUGCGCGGCACCACGUGGCAGAAGCGUCGGGGGGCAGCGGGAGGAGGGGAGAGACGUGGGGCGGAGGACGGAGAAGUGGAGGAGACACCGGGGGGAGGAUCAGCGGUGGAGGGGGUGGAGUGGCUGACGGGAUCGGCGGCGGUGGACGAGGUGGACGUCUUGGACCACCUGAGCUUCGUGGCGUUUCAGCAGGGGGAGACGGAGGAAGCGUACGCGCUCACGAAGCAGCUGCUCGCGCUGGACCCGUCUCACGAGCGUGCACAGGGGAACCUGGACUACUUCUCCCGGGCGCUGUCCUCCAAGCGCAAGGGAGACGACGAAUCUCAGCUGCUCACCACCGGCAUCCGCAGUGACUCCUCCUCGUCGUCGUCGUCGCCGUCCUCGAAGAGGAGGAGGAAGGACACGAUGGGGGGAGAGAGACUCGGGGAUGACGAGGAGGAGGAGGAGGAGGCGGUGGAGGAGGAAGUGGAGGAGGAGGUGGACGAUGGAAGAAGUGCAAGCUACAUGAAGCUGUGUCGGGGAGAGGGGAUCAAGAUGACGUCUAGACGUCGCGCCCGGCUGAGUUGCCGGCUGUGGGACGGCCGGAGGAAUCCGCGUCUGCUGCUGCGGCCGCUGCACCUGGAGGAGGAGUGGGACCGGCCACUCAUCGUCCGCUACCACGGAGUGGUGUCAGACCAGGAGAUCCACCUCAUCAAGGAACUUGCAAAGCCACGGCUGCAGAGAGCCACAGUCCAUGACCCUCAGACAGGAGAACUGACGGUCGCUCACUACAGAGUCUCCAAGAGUGCUUGGCUGAGAUCUGAGCAUCACCCCCUGGUGCAGAGACUCAACGAGAGAGUGGCCGAUAUCACUGGGCUCAACAUGGACACUGCAGAGGAGCUACAGGUGGCUAACUAUGGCAUGGGUGGACAAUAUGAUCCUCAUUUCGACUUUGGUCGGAAGGAGGAGCCGGAUGCCUUUAAGGAACUCGGGACGGGGAACCGCAUGGCAACGUUUCUUAUCUAUAUGAGCGAUGUGCCAGCCGGAGGAGCCACUGUGUUUCCAGAUGUUGGAGCGGCAAUUUGGCCAAUAAAGGGCACGGCCGUUUUCUGGUUUAAUUUGCUUGCGAGCGGAGAGGGCGACUACAGCACGAGACACGCGGCCUGCCCCGUCCUAGUGGGGAGCAAGUGGGUCUCUAACAAGUGGAUUCAUGAACGAGGCCAGGAGUUUAAACGGCCAUGCUCACUCAACCAGACAGAGUGACCGCUCACUCACCCACUCAGUCACUCGCUCACUCAGUCACUCACCCACUCAGUCACUCGCUCACUCAGUCACUCACCCACUCAGUCACUCACCCACUCAGUCACUCACCCACUCAGUCACUCAC